AUGUGAAAUAAUGUUAAGAGAGAACGUGAGGCCAUCUUGUCCAACUCCUGAAAAUCUCCGGAGGUACAAUUUUUCGAUGCUGGACCAGAUUUUCCCGCCAUUGGCUAAUCCAUUCGUCCUCUAUUAUCCAAACACAACCCAAAAAAUCAACGAUCCAGAUUCAUUGAGGCGAUCAUUGUCCGUUAUUUUGAGCCGCUUCUACCCUUUGGCUGGGAGAGCCAGCGUUGAGGGUGAAUUCAUCGACUGCAACGACGCCGGCGUUCCCUUCACCAUCGCCAGAUUCAGAGGCCACAAUCUGUCGGAGCUUCUCACGAAUCCGCGGCCCGAUCUUCUGCUGCCGUGCGAUACCGAUUGGGGAGCUAAGCCCGGCCCUGACUCUGCCGUCAUGAUGAUACAAGUCAGCUAUUUCGACUGCGGUGGCUUUACGAUAGGUGGCAUUUUGUGGCACAAGUUGUGUGAUGGGGUCACCAUGUUUUCCGUUGUUCGGUCGUGGGCCACGGCGGCGCGUGGGGGUAAGGAGGCGGUUUUUCCCAACUACAUCGCGCAGUAUAUGUUUCCUCAGAAAGAGCAAAUGCCGGCGCAGCUUGGUUCUCACUAUGAUAUCGCAAAGAUUGGGAAAUCAAUCGUAAGAAGAUACGUAUUUAACAAAUGGGCAAUAUCAUCACUAAAAUCAAAAGUAUCCGAUGUUGAGCGGCCUUCGCGUGUUGAAGUUGUGGUAGCGCUAAUUUGGAAGUGCUUCAUAUCUGCGUCUUUUGCAAAUGGAAAAUCUACUUCAUGUCUCACACAAACAUUGGACCUCCGCCGACGAGCCCAACCACCGUUCCCUCAAGAAUGCUUCGGCAAUUUCCUAGCACUGGCGCCCGCGAUGAGCAACAACGAUGGAAAUGUCGAGUUGGGAGCACUAAUCACGAAAAUGAGGGGCUCCAUAAACAAGAUCGAUGGCGAGUACAUCGACAGGAUGCGUGGUGAUGGAGGACUGAUGGGCUAUUACCAGAAUCUCCGACAACAAUGGGCUGAAUAUUGUGACGAAUUCGACAUUUUUCCCAUCUCAAGUUUAUGUGGUCUGAAUAUUUACGAUAUUGAUUUCGGAUGGGGUAAGCCAGUGUGGUGUAGUAAAUGCGAUGCUAGCAAUGAUUCAGAGAUUGGAUCAGUUUGGAAUAGGGUUUGGUUGUUGGACACUCAAAAUGGUGAUGGAAUUGAAGUGUGGGUGAUUCUUGAAGAUAUAUAUAUGUCAGUGUUCCAUCAAGUCCAAGAGUUGAGAGCUCUUGCUUUAGUUGAUCCUACUCCCACUUCACAUCUUAGAUCACGAUUUUAAGAAUUAUUGUGUUCUUUUACCGAUUUCAACCCAAAGUUCCACUUCUUGUUUUGUAACAUUUGCGUUGAAGUUUAGUAUGAUGAGAUUGAAUUAUGUAUUUCUUAAUUCUUAUUGUAUAGUGUUACGCAUACUGACGAAUACAUUGCACUUGUAUGUUGCAAUUUCCA
Salvia hispanica is the source of this 1482-nucleotide messenger RNA. Its product is annotated as stemmadenine O-acetyltransferase-like. Lineage: Eukaryota; Viridiplantae; Streptophyta; Magnoliopsida; Lamiales; Lamiaceae. The record is from RefSeq and is a predicted model, not a curated record.